This is a messenger RNA of Orbicella faveolata, 3749 nucleotides long. RefSeq lists its product as uncharacterized. Lineage: Eukaryota; Metazoa; Cnidaria; Anthozoa; Scleractinia; Merulinidae. The record is from RefSeq and is a predicted model, not a curated record.
UUGUUCACAGAUUUGAUAGAGUAACAAAGUAUGUUCUUGAGGUCGUUCAGUCGGCUUACUGCCUUGAAACAAACAACACCACCUCUGCUGGUAUAUAAAGGCUUGUAUUUUACUGCUUUUUAGGUUAACCAGCGAACCAGCUGGGUCAGUUGAAAAUACAGAUUUAUGACAAGUAAGCAUCAAAGCUCCGAUUGGAAAAGGAAGCCCGGAGGCCGGCUUAUUGCAAGUUCGCGAGCUGAUCGAAAGAAAGUUUAGAUCAAAUGUGGAGUUUGAUUGCUUCAAAUAAACGGUGCCUGCAAAAGCUCGGAAAGACAAUGAUUGAACAACGAAAAGCCAAACAGGAAAUAAAGGGUCUCACUGACAAGACUGACAAGGAUGCAAGUUUUCAAAAAGACAAAUAGAUACCGUUUUAAUCAUGCCACUUUAAGUCGCAAAGUUUAAAAAGGCCUUCACCAUGGUUUCGAGUUCAGGGCAUGUACGCCCCUUAUCACCCCAAGAUAAGUUAACCAAUAACGGACCUUUUUACUAACAAUGUAUGCCCUCUACAAGCGAAAUACAAAGAUUUCUUUAGCGGUGUGGAAACGUUGUUUUCAGUUGUACUUAUUGCGCAAUUUCUGUUUUACAUGCCUGACAACUUCUCAGCAAAUAUACCAAUAUAGUUCAUCACAUCUGAAUAGUUUACAGUUGUCUUUUUCACCUUAAUGUAAUUUAGAUUAAAGCUGAAAUAAAGUGGAACAUACUUGGUUAUCAAUAGUUUUUUGUCCUUCGCAUAUUUUCUUGCUACGUUCAUUUUCGAGGGCAUUCCAGAGCGAAAGUCCAAUUUCUCAAGGAUUGCAUCCGCCAUAAGAAUAUUUGAUUUCACCUUUGAAGCGCCCAAGAGAGUCUAUUUUCCGUAGGUUAAUUGGCAAACUGUUCCAUUGUGAUACCCCACUAUACAUGUAAGUAAGACUUUCUUAGUGGCUUGGACACUUGUUGAAGUUUUGUUUUGUCCACGAGAUAUCCACUGGAAGAGUUUUUCAUAUCGUGGUGCUAGACUAUGAAAUUCUCUUCCAAAUUCGAUGAAAGCAGAACUGUCUCUUAGGUCAUUUCGUUAAUCUCUUUGCACACUCACUCUCCACAAUAGCAAUUAACACUAGUAAUUUUCAAUCAUGAAAUUUUGUAAUUGUAUUGUUUUUAGUAAUUUCUUGGCACGGCUCUCUUGGAAACCAAUUCUUUGUAACUGAAGAGAUACCGUGUUGAAAUAAAUAGUCUGUCUGUCUGUCUGUCUGACUGGACCCUUUGUUUGUAAUGUAUAAUAUAUUAAUUUAUGCAUGAUCUGUGUAACGGACGUUUCAGAUUUCUGAGAAACCGAAAGGUCAUUAUGGAACUCUUUGCGUUCGCUAUUCAUCUUAGCUGAACAUUGGCAUAUUGUUUAUCGAACCAGACAGGAUGCUGUGGCAAACUUAUGCGAUAACUGUCCUGUUCAGCCUGCAAUCAUCAGGGUCUGUUCAAUGGCCAGCUGGAACAUACGGAAUACCCAAACCUAGAGCCGGGUGUCCUCAGGCUGAUGGCUUUCGUUGGCAGACGGGAUGGAGACUACAGGACACAAAUUAUUUUGACGAUCGUAACAAAUCAAACAACUCAAGGUCUCCGCAAUUCCACAUCGACGGAAAAGUAAAGAAAAUUACAGUUAAUCGAUCGUUUUGCAUGAAAGAAAAUACAACUGAUGACAAGGAUAGACCCGAGUGGCCACAAGGGAAAUACUGUAUUUAUAAAAAAGGCCCCUGUCCUGAAGGUUUGACAUCAGGAUGGGUCUUCUGGAAUGACGACCAAGAACUCGAUUCAAAUAAAAAGGAUGGUCUUCUUCCUGAUGGCGAUUACGGGGAAUCUACGGAGAUUGCGUUUUGUUGUAGAACAGACGGAGACAAAGACGAUCCUGUCCCCCUUCCUUCUAAAUCUCCAUUUUUUCUGCUGGCUUACGAGUCCAUGAAAUGCCAGAAGGUGAAGGGGGCAGAAGCUAGUUUGGAGUGGAUAUAUUAUUCUACAAGUGACCGGAACAACGACGACCAACGAAAUGGCUCGUAUCCUUACAACGCUGGCAAAAUGCACCCCACCAUUUAUUACUGUUACUAUCAGGCGGUUCCUACAAAAGCACAAACCUCGGAAGUGACUUCACCAGAAGACACAUCAUUACAUGUCCUUACUUCCAAGACCUUUACGGCACCAAAGGUGACAUUAUCGUCCACCGCAACAUCGAUAACAGAAACUUCGAAAGUGACUUUCUCGCUGGUUACUCCUGCCACGACUGCAAAAACCUUAAUGGUGACGUCAUCGUCCUCCACACGAUCUUCGGAAAUGGCGUCGUCGUCUUAUGUUAUUUCUAUGACCCUGCAGUCUCCGGAAGUAACGCAUUUAUCUCCGAUUACUCCUGCAGCACAUACGCUGAUAAAAACAACACCCAGAGUUAAACCGUGGACAUCAACAACUAAAUUACCACCAAAGAUAGGAUGCAACGAAACCCUAACUGCAGUCAAUGGCACUUUCCAGUCAUCAAACUAUCCAAGAAAUUAUCCGGAUGGACAGUACUGCUUCUGGAGAAUCACGGUUAUCACAGUACAACAAAUCUACUUAAUAUUCUCAAGCUUUAGUUUGCAAAAUGAAAAUAACACAGACGUGCUGUUUGUGUAUGAUGGAGAUAAUGCGACGGGGAAGGCAUGGAAAAUGUUUUACGGAGGUCACCCUCCCCCAAAGGAAGGAAUCUGCAUCUCGUCAAAUCAGAUAUUCGUGGUAUUCAAAUCAGACAAGGAGGGAUCUUUCCACGGCUUCAGCGUUUCAUAUUAUGGUGUUAAUAAUUCGGAGUCCUGUGCCAUUGCGGCCUCGCAGCCGUCAAAGGAAAGUGGAAAGAGGAAUGAAACAAAACUAACACAGAGGAAAGGUUUAAAUGUGGUAGCUGUUAUUGUUCCAGUGGUGUUAGCAAUUCUUCUAGCUGCCCUGGUGGUAGCUGGAAUCUGUUAUAUAAGGAAAAGGAGAAAAAGAGUUGAAGGACCAGAAGAUGACAUUUUACUUAGGAAGAGGAGAAAAAGAGUUGAAGGACAAGACGAUGAAGUUUUAAGGUGUUUUUAUUACUUUUUAUUACAAAAAGUUAAUCAGCGAACCAACUGCGUCAGUUGGAGAUACAGAAUUAUGACAAGUAUGAAAGCUCCGAUUGGAAAAGGAAGCCUGGAGGGCAGAGUGCAAGUUCGCGAACUGAUCGAAAAAACGUUUAGUUCCCAUUUAGAGUUUUAGUGCUUGAAAUGAAAUAAACGGUAACUGCAACAGCUAGGAAAAGACAUUGAUUGAACAACGAAAAUCCUAAUCGGAAAUAAAGGGUCUCAUUGACAAGACUGACAAGGAUGCAAGUUGUUUAAAUACUAAUGAUACCGUUUUAAUCAUGGUACAUUUAGUCACAAACUGAAUUUAAUGAGGCCUUCACAAUGGUUUCAUGUACGCCCCUAUCACCCUGAGAUAAAUCAGCUACUAACGGAACUUUUUGCUAACAAUGUAUGUCCUCUACAUGCGAAAUACAGAGUUUUCUUUAACGGUGUAGAAACUGAUUGUAUUCCGUUGUACGCAUUGCGCUGUUUUUCAAGACUGACAAUUGCAACUUCUCACUUCUCAGCAAAUAUUUCAACAUAGUUCAUCACAUUAGAAUAAACAUGGGCAGUUGUCUUUUUUACCUUAAUGUGAUACAGUUUGAAACUGAAAUAAAGUGGAACAUAUUUAAAUUUCAA